Monascus purpureus is the source of this 871-nucleotide messenger RNA. The record is from the annotation of a GenBank genome assembly. NCBI's taxonomy places the organism in Eukaryota, Fungi, Ascomycota, Eurotiomycetes, Eurotiales, Aspergillaceae.
CACUACUCUAGUCAACUAAUUACUUGGAAACUUUCGUCAUAUAAGACAUCCUCUCCCCUCUCUCCUCCGAGUUUCCUUUCCCGUCUCCCCCAACCUUUGCUUGCUACCAUGGAACACUUCCAACAUACCGCCCACAUCGGAACCCACUCCUUGAGCUACGCAUUGCGAGGUAUUCCUCGGCAGCCCGGCGCUCCGCUUGUGGUGGUUCUUACAGGGAUCACCAGCAGCGCGCUAGAAUGGAGCGCGGCGUGUCGACAUCUCAAGAAUGAGGCAUCUGUGCUGCUGUAUGAGCGGACUGGCUACGGUCAGAGCGAAGCAUGCCCUACCGCCGAGCCGGACUCACGAACAAUUGUGGAUGAGCUGUCUCGGCCGCCGCGGUCCGUUUCCAGAAAAUCACCAUCUGAUCAUCAACUAGCGACCUAACGGUCACUGGACACUAUCUUGAACACAGAUUUUGGCAGUGCAAAAUACGACAUGCUCAGACAUCCCGGACCUCCUUUUUUUGACAUGUCCUAUGUCAUCUCACCCUCUUCCACCAAAGGCGAGGGUCAAAAGACAUGGAAAGCUGCAGGAACCAAUGUAACCAGUCUCCCAGGUCCAAGUAGACGUACUAUCGGCCCUCUGCAUCUAAUAUAAAUUCAAUUCCAUAUUCGUCUAUCCGAAUCAAACCACAGGAUACGGGUGUUUGUCUAGCACUUCUAUGAAGCGUUAUUCCCAAACAGGUAGGCGCUGUCCCGCUAUACCCACGGCGGUAGGCGGUUCAAUGAGGGCCGUUUCCAGCGCCCCGCUAGCCGACGCAACGUAUCCAUGAGAAUUAUAUAAGAAAUGAUGGAUGAUAGAUAAAAAGCGAAGACGCCACUUUGGGCUCUUC